Molecule: messenger RNA, 426 nt
Organism: Thlaspi arvense
Lineage: Eukaryota; Viridiplantae; Streptophyta; Magnoliopsida; Brassicales; Brassicaceae
Source: the annotation of a GenBank genome assembly
AUGGAAGUUGGAGAGAAGCGAAAGCAGAGGCAGCUCCAGAAGGAGAAGCCCUAUAGAGGGAUAAGGAUGAGGAGUGUGGGAAAGUGGGUGGCUGAGAUUCGAGAGCCCAACAAGCGUUCCAGGAUCUGGCUUGGCUCCUACUCCUCCCCCGUGGCGGCCGCCCGCGCCUACGACACCGCCGUGUUCUACCUCCGGGGGCCCUCGGCGCGGCUCAACUUCCCCGAAUACAUCGUUGAAGAAGACGAAGUUCGGGACAUGUCGGCUGCUGCGAUUCGGAAGCGAGCCACCGAAGUCGGCGCCAGGGUCGACGCCCUUGAGAACGCGUUGCGCCGCGCAUCCUCGGCGCCAGCACCCGAUUCGAAGCGGGUCUCAGUCAAACCAGACUUGAACGAGUUCCCGGACCCCGAAGAUUCCGACCGCGACUAG